GUAAGAAAGCUCGUAUCCAUGACGAGAACAUGGAAUCUCUGAGAACCAAACAAUCCCAAAAGAACUCCAAAAAUAAAACCUACUCUCCGCCACCGUCCCUCUCCUUCCUUUUCCCUCCAAACCUCCCUGGCAACACCAAUAUCCAAAUCAAUGGCGGCGGCGUCGUCGCCGAUAUUCUCGAAGAAGCAAAAGAGGAAGAGAAGCAAAGACACCCUCUUUGACCUCCAAACCCUAGGCCAUCAGCUCCUCUCCUCACGUGCCCACAUCAAUAACCUUCCUCUCCUCCUCACCUUUAUUUCCCCAACCUCCCCUCCUGCUCACGUGCUCGAGUCUCUGCUUUCUCUUCAGUCUUUCUUCACUCCUCUGCUACCGGAGCUCCCUGCUGCAUCGUCCGUCAAGAUCCUCUUGAAAACUCCACAGUCGGAGGACCCCGAGUUAAUCUACAGGACGUGGCUCCGGUCCAAGUUUGAUGAAUUUAUGAGGCUGUUGAUCGAAGUCGCUGUCUCUGAGGAAGCUGAAGACGCUUUGAAAGAGGUCGUGUUUGAUACCAUAAUGGAGUUCGUGAAGCUGGGAAGCGGAGGAAGGUUCAAUUCCUCAAUAUAUCACAGGAUGGUUCAUAGUAUUGUUCAUUCUUCCGCACCUGUUGAGUAUAUUACUGACUUGCUUGCAUCAAAGUAUUUCAAGUAUAUUGAUAUCCGUUAUUUUUCCUACAUCUUCCUGGAAAAAAUUGCAAAAAAUUUGGAGGCAAAAGAGAUCUCUGCCAUCAGUUCAGAUGUUGAUGCUGGGCGUCAUUCAAGAGAAAGGGUUGAGCUUUUCAUUCACAAGAUGCAUUACAUAAUAUCACACAUUGCCCCUAUAGGAGUCGAUGAAAAGACUAGCCUCGAGAUGUGGAGUGAAUCAGAGCUUUCAUCUAAACAAGUUGCACCUAAAGAGCUUUCUGAGCCCUCAAAAACAGAAGAUAAGCAGCUCAAGUCUGAGAAAUGUAACAGUAAUGAAUUGUCAGCAGCUACCAUUGCCAAGAAGAUGAAAUUAAAAUUUACCAAAGCAUGGCUCGCAUUCCUUAGGUUGCCGCUUCCAGUUAAUGUAUACAAGGAGGUUCUUGCUACUCUCCAUCAAGCAGUGAUUCCUUAUCUCUCUAAUCCUGUCAUGUUAAGUGACUUCUUAACAAGAUCAUACGACAUUGACGGUGUUGUUAGUGUUAUGGCUCUUAGCAGCCUUUUCAUCCUCAUAACUCAGCAUGGUUUAGAAUACCCAAACUUCUAUGAAAAACUUUAUGCACUGCUAGUACCUCCUAUCUUUAUGGCAAAGCAUAGGGCAAAAUUUUUCCAGAUUUUCAUAUCCAAUCUGAAAUUGAAAUCAGUAUCUGCGAUACAAACUCGAAAUCUUCUCGAUUCUUGCCUGAAGUCACCACUUCUUCCGGCAUAUUUGGCAGCAGCUUUUGCAAAGAAAUUAAGUCGACUGGCACUCACAAUCCCUCCUUCAGGAUCAUUGGUUAUCACUGCUCUGAUUCACAACCUUUUACGGAGACAUCCUUCAAUUAAUUGUUUGGUCCACCAGGAAUAUGGCAGUGAAAGCACAUCAGAUGAUGGAAAAUCAGAGAAGAGUGUCAGUAGUGCAGAUGACCCUGGAACUGGCACAUGUACAUCCAGCCGCAAGCAUGGUGUUGAUCAUUUCAACAAUGAGGAAAGUAAUCCUAUGAAGUGUCGUGCCGUGAGAAGUUCACUCUGGGAAAUUGACACACUCCGUCAUCACUACUGCCCACCGGUUUCCAGGUUUGUUUUGUCACUUGAGGAGGAUCUUACGGUUAGAGCCAAAACCACCGAAAUCAAUAUUAAAGACUUUUGUUCUGGUUCAUAUGCAACAAUAUUUGGAGAGGAGAUUAGACGAAGGGUAAAGCAGGUUCCAUUGGCAUUCUAUAAAGCAACUCCCGCAUCUCUGUUUUCAGAGUCUGAUUUUCCUGGUUGGAGAUUCAAAUUGGAGGAAAGCAAGGAUUGUGAUACUUAACUGCCGAAAAGAUCAACUUUCCUGAGGAAACCGUUCACACUUCUUCGAAAUGGUGACGAGUGGAUUGCUCAUGAUUUGUAUUGGAGAUGGUGGUGGUUAAUGAAACAAAUUUUGACAAUGUCAAUUUUUUAGGCUAAGUUUUUUGUAACUCGAGUAAUCAACACAUGAAGAUCUGAGCCAUCUGUCUCAAAGUGUUGGUUUCUUUGUACUCUGAAUCUGGAGGAUGUAAUUGGUGUCUUUCUCU
Tripterygium wilfordii is the source of this 2248-nucleotide messenger RNA. Its product is annotated as protein NUCLEOLAR COMPLEX ASSOCIATED 4-like. Gene Ontology annotation, cellular component: Noc4p-Nop14p complex; small-subunit processome; nucleolus. The transcript has 16 exons. Gene Ontology annotation, biological process: ribosome biogenesis. The record is from RefSeq and is a predicted model, not a curated record. NCBI's taxonomy places the organism in Eukaryota, Viridiplantae, Streptophyta, Magnoliopsida, Celastrales, Celastraceae. The coding region runs from base 151 to 2004 and encodes 617 amino acids.